GGUUCGGCACAACUCAGAGAAGUGAAACGCCGAACUUCUCGGUGCUGUUUGAGUCACCAUAAAAACAAAGCGGAUCCACCCAGUCCCACGGCGGCCGCAGGCAGCGCGUAACGCGCUCCCCGCUCAGCAACGCGCCUCACGACGCCUCUGGUUUCACCGACUGGCGGAUCGCGCUCCGUUUGCCUGUAAAAGUGCCGUGUGCGUCAUUUGCGGGACGCUCGGAGUGCCGCUCUCCUGAUUGACCCGUCGGGGCCCCGGACCAAGCCAGGCUUUGGACUCCGGUGUCUGUUGAGUGUUCUGCAGGUCGCAUCGAGUUACCGCUCGUCCAUGUUUCAUGAGCUUCAUUCCUGUGUUUUAUUUCUCACCUGCUCCGUGAUUCCUGAAGUUGCUUCAUACCACAACAAUCCACAGCUGAUCCUCUGUCCGAACUAGAGCCGCUGCAGGUCUCCUGGGAUCGUUACGGUUCCCGUGGCCAAUUAUCCGCCUGGAAUGUCGCCGCUGCGCCGCCCGUGACAUGCUGUAACCCGCGACCCGGCCCGGACGCCGCGAUGGCCUCCAUGGUCGCCAACGGAAGUCGAGACGCGGAGUCUCUGGUGCUGAAGGGGGUGGAUCCGGAGACCUGCAUGAUUGUGUUCAAGAACCACUGGGCUCAGGUGGUGAAGAUCCUAGAAAAGCAUGACCCCCUGCGCGCCGGCUCCGCCCCCCCGCCGCUCAGCAUGCUCCACCUCAGCGGCGGCCACGGCGCCGGCCCCCGGUUCGGGCCGGUGCCCGGCGACGAGGCCAGCGCCGUGCAGAACUACGUGGAGCACAUGCUGUUCCUGCUGAUGGAGGAGCGCUGCGGCCAGGCCGGCGCCAUGGGCCCCAUCCUGGAGUUCGUGGUGACGGAGAACGUGAUGGAGCGGCUCUUCGUGUGGAGCCUCCGCCGCGAGUUCACGGACGACAUGAAGCUGGAGCAGCUGAGGAUGUACGAGAUGCUGGUGGGGCAGGCGCGCCAGCCGCUGCUGCACCACAAGCCCGUGCUGCGGCCGCUCAUGAUGCUGCUGUCCGCCUGCUCCGGGGCGGCGGCGCCGGCGCCCGUGGAGGCCGAGCUGGUGCUGCUGCUCAACCAGCUGUGCUGCGUUCUGGCCAAGGACCCGUCCAUCCUGGAGCUGUUCUUCCACACCAGCGAGGACCAGGGCGCCGCCAACUUCCUGAUCUUCUCGCUGCUCAUCCCCUUCAUCCACAGGGAGGGCACCGUGGGCCAGCAGGCCAGAGACGCCCUGCUGCUCAUCAUGUCCCUGUCUGCUGAGAACGAGCGAGUGGCCAAACAUGUGGCCCAGAACACCUACUUCUGUCCGGUGCUGGCCACGGGCCUGAGCGGCCUGUACUCGUCGCUCCCAACAAGGUUCGAGGUGCCCAGUGAGGAGUGGCACUGCCUGAGCACCGACGACCUGCUGCGGACGCCGUCGCUCGUCCAGUUCCUCAACUCGCUGGAGUUCUGCAACGCCGUCGUCCAGGUGGCCCACGCCGACAUCCGACACCAGCUGCUCGGCUACAUCUACAACGGCUUCCUGGUGCCGGUCCUGGCGCCGGCUCUCCACAAGCUGACCCUGGAGGAGGUGAUGACCACCACGGCGUACCUGGACCUCUUCCUCCGGAGCGUCUCUGAGCCGGCGCUGCUGCAGACCUUCCUCACCUUCAUCCUCGUCCACCGGCACGAGAGCGUGCACAUCCUGGACACGCUGGUCAGCCGCAUUAACACGCCCUUCCAGCUGGGCAUCGUGUCUCUGGCGCUGUUCCGCACGCUCAUCGGUUUGUACUGCGAGGAUGUGAUGCUGCAGCUCGUGCUAAGGUACCUCAUCCCCUGUAAUCACAUCAUGUUGAGUCAGAGGCGUGUGGUGAGGGAGAGGGACUGCUACUCGGUGUCAGCCGCCAGGAUCCUGGCGCUGACGCCGUCCUGCUGCUCUCCGGACCGCAGCCCCCCGCCCCUCCGACAGCUGGACUCCAUCCUAUUUUCCAAGGGUGCGGAGGCCGGCGAUAAAACCUGCUCCGCGCCUCCAAGCACAGACAAGAAGGGGAGUUUGACGGAGGAGGGGGGCGACGGCUCAGGCAACUCCUGCACCAUCGGUUCAGAAAUCUACCUGGACGUCAGUUACCUCCAUUACCUUUACGACGCCCGUCGCAGCAUCAGCGGCUGCAUUCGGGCCAGUCAGGUCUGGUCGGCGCCGUAUGAUGGGGAGGACCCGCCUCCUGAGAGGUAUCAGCCCGGCGUGCUGGAGGACCCGGGGCCGAAGAGUCGACAGGCCCACGCGGCUCUGAUGAGAGCUCCGCCGGCGCCGGCACCGCGUCCUCAGCCCUCCGCUGCUCAGCUGGAGCUGGAGUGGGACCACAGUUUCGAUGCGUGCCCGGUGCAGGCUCACGAGGCUCCGCCGGAGAUUAGGCCGCCGCCGCCGGCUCCCGCUGAGCCACCGAAGCACAUCCAGGACAUGAGAAGGAGCGCCAUCAUGUUUAUCAAAGGCUCCUACAUAGAGGAAAACGAGUUCCAGGAUGACGUCAUGGUGUAUGAUCUCGUUGCCAAGAAAGACGUCAGAGACGCUGAACACGGGAAGCUCAAACCUGACCGCUCAGAAUCAGAACCUCAGACGGGCUCGACGGGCGUUCCCCUAAAGAACGGACUCAGCCCGACCUCCCCCACCUCUAUGGAGGCCGCUGGUGGCCAGCACAGUCUGGACACGAAGGUCAAAGGUCAGACAGACUUUAACUCCAACCUCCAGAAAGCCGCCGCUCCCGCCGAGUCGGGCGACGACCUCUUGGCUCAGUACGAGGAGCUCAUUCGCAGGUACGAAGCGGACGGGAAGGCUGUCAACGCUGACGCCGAGCCAAAGAAGGCCGUUCCCUCCCCGAUGGAGGAGGAGGAGGACGGGAUGGAUUUCACCUGCUCGGCCGAAACCCCGGAGGCCGACAAGCUGCAUUCGCCGUUUGGACACAGAACUCUGAGCUCCAGCUCCAGUAAAACCCAUUCCCUGCCUUUUACAGGUCCGUUUGUGAGCGUGCUGCUCUCGCGCCUGGAGAACAUGCUGUCCAACUCGCUGCACGUCAACCUGCUGCUGACCGGCAUCCUGGCCCAGCUGGCGGCCUACCCGCAGCCGCUCCUGCGCUCCUUCCUCCUCAACACCAACCUGGUCUUCCAGCCCACGGUUCGCUCCCUCUACCAGGUACUCGCCACCGUGAAGAACCAGAUAGAAGGUCUGGCUGUCAGCAGGAGAGACUUCCCGGAGCUGAUCACCGCGGCCCAGCACUGGCUGCUGGCCAGGGAGGCGACCUUCACGGCAGGGGGCGACGACAAAAACAGCGGCUCUGCCCACGAGGACACAGGGAGGCUACUGAGGAGUUCGCCACCACCCAAACCCAAGGUGCCCAUCUCUCUGGACCAGACAGAGGCCUUUGCUACCGUCCUCUUCACGGAGUUCCUUAAAGAACUGGCUGGACUUGCCCAAGAGCACUCCAUCCUGUCCUUCGUGCCUAUGGAAGAGUCAUAACGUUCCAACAGGCCUCUGUGAUGACUUUAUUUCAUCCAUUUUUUCAGGCACUGCUAGUUAGGUUCAGUGGUUUAUACAAGCUUUUUUAAAAAAAUAGUAUUUAUUUUCACUCUCCUCUGCUUUUUAAUUUUAUAUUUAAGGUUCUGUUAAAAGUUUGGUAGCUGAGGAAAAGGUGCAAACUUUAACCUGGACAAUCGUGACCUGCUCCAGCUAUAAAGAUAAUGAUCCUUAACAAGCUGCAGGUCCACCAACCAAAGACAGAGGUGACUUCAAGGAAACCAGCGUUUUGUGUGACUCAGCAAUGAGCCGUUUAGGGCUCCACCCUCCACAUGAAUGUCUCCUACAACCAGCUCCACCCGCAGCACGACGGCAGUGUGAAAUACUCAGGUGGCGACGCCUCUUUGCCAAAGGGUUGCAGCAGGACGGUGCGAUUUCAGGCACCUCAGCUUAGUUCUGGUCGUGGCCUUGUGCGUUUGAUAGAGACUCUCUUAGUGUUUCUGAUUCACAUCGGUACCUCAAGACUUUCAUGUUCUGUUCUGUUGAGUUGUUGAGUUGUGUUCAGGCUACGGUGACGGUUGUUUCUAGCUUCUUGGGUUAUUGGGCUCCACUCGUUUUCUAGACUCUGGCACCAAACCCGGUCGACCUUUUGCCUUCAGCGCUGCUUUUGAAUGUGCACAUAAAUUGUAGACAUGUCCCAGAGACAUGCAAAGCUAUGCAAAUCAAGGCUAAUGUGGACAUUACUGAGUUCUAUUUUUAGAAUGGGGCGGGGUAUUUAAGCUUUCUUGUGAGUCUGAGUUGCCACUGUUGUUGUACUUGUGUGUCUGAGAGUCAUAUUUGCGUCUGUUACAAAGAGCCACGGACUGUAACGCUUAACCAGGAAACCAAGGCCUUUAAUCUUUAAAGCUGUUCAACUAAGACACUUUGUUACAAGACUUUAUUAAAGCAACGUAAAUAUGUUUGAAUUAGUGCCUAAAUUGAGAUUUCAGUUCACUCUGGAUUUAAGUAACGUGAUUGUUCUCUUUCUACUUGAAGCUGUGUAAACUACAGUUCAUGCGUCAUUAUCUUCCUUUCAGCAAAUACAUUGUUUGAUGAAAUCAUUGUUAAAGUCAAGCCGGCUGCUGAAGCAAAACAAGCACCAGCUGACAUGACACUUACAAUGUGGACUGAAGAAUUUGAACAGCGUUGCUCUUAGUACAUAUGAAUUUAAUUCACGCUGUAAAUUAAUGGAACAAGAAUAGUGUGUAAAUUUAGUUUUUAAUCAGGUUUGUGUGUUUCUGUUCUCGUUUUAGAUCCAUUCAGUUUCUACUUGACGCUAUGCAGCAGGUGUUAAUCUCCUUUUGCUAAAAAAAAACCCCAUGCAAUAUAUAUUUGUAUCAAUCAAAGCUGUUAUGUAGAAGUGCUGGUAAAUGAAUGUUUCAGAGCACUUUCAGCCUUUUCGCACAACCGUGUCAUUCUGCACGACUGAUCCUGUCCCCCCACCGGAACCGUUCCACCAGCUGUGUUGAAUCUGGGUCUGUGCAUCCAUAGGUUCCAUGGAUCCAUCCAUCUGGCCUCAGCGCUGCCAGACAUGUGGUCAGGUUCGUGUGUUGUGAAGCGGGACUUUUAAUAAAGACGUUUUCUGGAGAAUAAA
Messenger RNA from Betta splendens (Siamese fighting fish), 5148 nucleotides. It is a transcript of the gene fhip1aa, whose product is annotated as FHF complex subunit HOOK interacting protein 1Aa. The transcript has 12 exons. The record is from RefSeq and is a predicted model, not a curated record. Bases 549 to 3518 code for a protein of 989 amino acids. NCBI's taxonomy places the organism in Eukaryota, Metazoa, Chordata, Actinopteri, Anabantiformes, Osphronemidae.